Messenger RNA from Acytostelium subglobosum LB1, 1164 nucleotides. RefSeq lists its product as hypothetical. Bases 1 to 1164 code for a protein of 387 amino acids. Gene Ontology annotation, molecular function: translation regulator activity; zinc ion binding; mRNA binding. The record is from RefSeq and is a predicted model, not a curated record. The transcript is spliced from 7 exons. Gene Ontology annotation, biological process: positive regulation of cytoplasmic translation. NCBI's taxonomy places the organism in Eukaryota, Evosea, Eumycetozoa, Acytosteliales, Acytosteliaceae. Gene Ontology annotation, cellular component: cytoplasm.
AUGAGUGACGAGAAAAUAGAUAAUAGUGAUGUUGUCAAUGACAUCUACACAAGCAACAACGAUAAUAUUGAAACCUCAUCAUCGUCCACAGCAGAAACAACAACUACUGUCAAUCAAACAGAUAUUAGCAGCACUUCAAACAGAGACAAAGAGGAGUACACUCUUGAACAUCACACAGAUGACGACAGUGAGAAGCAUGAUGAGGAGGACGAUGAACAUCUAAGAGAUAGGAACCACAAGCACGCAACAUCAUCAUCAACUGCUGCCUCCAACAACAGCAGCAGCAGUAGCACUGGUACAAGCACGAAUGGAAACGAUGGAAGAUCACACAUUGUCCCUCCUCCCAUCGUCAAACAGUCGCACAUGUUAGACUCCACCCCAAAUGUAGCUAUAAAGAGAAAGCUGGAUGGUGAAGAGAGCAGCGUUGGCGGUGGCGGUGUGGGUGUAGGCAACAACAACAGUGGCGAUGUCAAUGGAAGUGGCGGCAGCAGCAGUGGCAGUAGUGGUUAUGGUGCAGGCGGAAAUGGAACGUUGUUAACUGCUCAGACCGGUACUAAUCAAGCACAACAAUACAAUAAUCAACACUAUAACGCAAAUAGCUACACCAACUAUCAGGAUUAUUACAAAAGACGCGUCCAACUACUGUUUGCUAUCGUUGCGGAGUGCUACAAGUGCGGUGAUACAGGUCAUAUCCAAAGGAACUGUACCAAUCCAAACGCCAGCAAUGAAUAUGAUCCAGAAAGAUCACAACAAGCAAGACCUGGAGCACCAUGUUAUGCAUGUGGAAGAGAGGGACACCUCGCCAAGGAGUGCGACGUGUGCUUCAGUUGCAAGCAGCCAGGACACAAGUUCAAGGAGUGCGAUGUGUGUCACAGCUGUGGAGAGAGAGGCCACAAGUCUAGAGAGUGUCAGAUGUGUUUCAGUUGCAGGAGGACAGGUCACAAGUCAUUCGAAUGUCCGACACGUGGUGGAAAUCCAUCGUCAUCUGGUGCACCUAUUGGCCAGAUGCCACCACAGAACAACAACCACAACCACAACAACAACAACAACAACAACAACAUGAUGGCCAACGCCUACAACUACUACCCACAAAUGUCUUAUGACCAGCAGUAUAACAACAAUGCACCAGGUUACUACUACAACCCCUAUGGCUACUAUUCAUAA